AUGUUUGCUUUGAUUUUUAUCUUCUUUGUCCUGAACAUUCCACUCCUAGUGUCCAGGUUCACUGAACCCAGGUGCUUUUGGAGAAUAUAUGAUAAUAAAGACAAGGAUGAAGAUUUGUUGACAGGUUGUGUCUUCUUCCUUAUAACAGAACAGCGGCCUGUGGAGAAAGAUUAUUUCAACCACAUUCUGACCUUUUUCAGAACAACAAAACACAUCCAGUUUGCUUUGGCCUUAGCUUUUUCCAUGGAUGAAGUCAACAGGAAUCUUGAUCUUUUACCAAAUUCAUCAUUCAUAAUUCAAUGCCUAGGUGGUGGUUGUACAAGUGGAACAAAAUUCUAUAGUCACUCGCAGUUUUCUGAAGAAUUAAAUGAUAUUCCCAAUUAUAUCUGCUACGACCAGACUAUGUGUAUAGUGGUGCUUACAGGACCAAACUUGGCAACAUCUGUAGUGGUUGGGACCAUCCUCAACCUCUUGAUGCCUCAACAGAUCCUUCAGAUUACCUAUGGACCUUUCCAUCCCAUCCUGAGCAAUCGUGAACAAUUUCCCUCUCUGUAUCAGAUGGCUGCCAAGGACACAUCUUUAGCCCUGGCCAUGAUCUCUUUGAUAUUUUACUUCAACUGGAACUGGAUUGGACUGGCUAUCUCAGACAAUGAUCAGGGUACUCAAUUUCUCACACGUUUGAGAAAAGAGAUGGAAAAACUUACAGUCUGCUUUGCCUUUGUGAGUAUGAUCCCAGUCAAGAUGGAUUUAUUCUUGUUAAGAGCUGAAGUGUAUUAUAACCAAAUAGUGACAUCAUCCACAAAUGUAGUUAUCAUUUAUGGUGACCCAGACAGUGCUCUAGCUGUGGGCUUUAGAAAGUGGGAAUCUCUAGGUUUACAGAGAAUAUGGGUCACCACUUCACAGUGGGAUGGCACUACAAGAAAGAAUGACUUUCCAUUUAAUAUAUUCAAUGGAAAAAUUACUUUUGCAUACCACCAUGCUGAGAUAUCUAGUUUUAAAACUUUUGUCCAGACAUUGAACCCUCUCAAAUACACAGACGAAUUCCUGGCAAGGCUGGAGUGGAUGAACUUGAAAUGCAAUGUCUCAGCUUCUAUGUGUAAUACCCUGAAGAAUUGCUUAUCCAAUGCCUCAUUGCAAUGGUUAAAGGUACAGACUUUUGACAUGGCCUUUAGUGAGGAGAGUUAUGACAUAUAUAAUGCAGUGUAUGCUGUGGCCCAUGCCCUCCAUGAAAUGCUUCUUCAGCAUGUAUACAAUCAACCAAUGGAUAAUGGCAAAGGACGUUAUGCUUACUGCUUGAAGCUGCACUCCUUUCUGAGGAAAAUACGCUUCACUAAUCCAGUUGGAGACAGAGUGAUUAUGAACCAGAAAGAAAAACUUCAGGAAGAAUAUGGCAUUUUUCAGAUUUGGAAUUUACCACAUGGCCUUGGACUUAAGGUGAAAAUAGGAGAGUUUAGCUCAUAUUUUCCAUAUGGGCAACAGCUGCAUAUAUAUGAAGACAUGAUAGAGCGUGCAACAGGAAGUAGACAGAUGCCGCCCUCUGUGUGCAGUGCUGAUUGUCUUCCUGGAUUCAGAAAAUUCUCACAGGAGGGAAUGGCAGCCUGCUGUUUUGGCUGCAGUCCCUGCCCUCAAAAUGAAGUUUCUAAUGAGACAAAUAUGGACAACUGUGUGAGGUGUCUCGAGAAUGAAUAUGCAAAUAGAGAGCAGAACCAGUGUAUUCAAAAAGCUGUGGUCUUUCUGAACUACAAAGACACCUUAGGGAUGGUUCUUACCGUAAUGGCCUUGUUCUUCUCUGCAUUCACAACUGUGGUUCUUGGGAUAUUUUUGAAGCACCAUGACACUCCCAUUGUGAAGGCCAAUAACCAGAAUCUCAGCUACAUCUUGCUAAUUUCACUCAUCUUUUGUUUCCUGUGUCCCUUGCUUUUCAUUGGGCAUCCCAACUCAGCUACCUGUGUUCUACAACAAAUUACAUUUGGAGUUGUAUUUACUCUGGCUGUUUCCACUGUGUUGACUAAAACUGUGACUGUGCUGCUUGCUUUCAAAGUCACAGCCCCUGGAAGAAGGAUGAGGUAUUUUCUGAUUUCUGGUGUUCCCAACUAUAUCAUUGUCAUCUGUACGCUCAUCCAAAUUAUUCUCUCUACAAUCUGGCUGCUAUAUUCUCCUCCUUUUAUUGACAAAGAUGUGCACUCUGAGCAUGGCCAAAUCAUCAUUGUGUGCAACAAGGGCUCAGUUACUGCAUUCUACUGUGUCCUGGGAUAUCAUGGCUCCCUUGCAUUCACAAGCUUCAUUGUGGCUUUCUUGGCCAGGAAUCUCCCUGACACAUUCAAUGAAGCCAAGUUGCUGACCUUCAGCAUGCUGUUGUUUUGCAGUGUCUGGAUAACCUUCCUCCCUGUCUACCACAGCACCAAGGGCAAGAUAAUGGUGGCUGUGGAGGUCUUGUCCAUCUUGGCUUCCAGUGCAGGCCUACUGGGAUGCAUUUUUAUCCCCAAGUGCUACAUAAUUUUGCUAAGACCAGAGAGAAAUUCUCUUCAAAAGUUAAGGGGGAAAACAUCUUCCCGAACACAAAUUUCAUAA
Molecule: messenger RNA, 2571 nt
Organism: Alexandromys fortis (reed vole)
Lineage: Eukaryota; Metazoa; Chordata; Mammalia; Rodentia; Cricetidae
Product: vomeronasal type-2 receptor 116-like
Exons: 6
Coding region: 1-2571 (856 amino acids)
Biological process (GO): G protein-coupled receptor signaling pathway
Cellular component (GO): plasma membrane
Molecular function (GO): G protein-coupled receptor activity
Source: RefSeq, a predicted model, not a curated record